UUUUUGUCUCCAGACUACUUAGGACAAAGAUGGUUUCCUGUGAAACACGAAACAAACUUAUCCAUCAAGUCAUUUCUUUCUGCUUCUUAGCAAUCUUGCUUCAUCCUACAACCUCCAGUGAUCUGUUUCGUGUUGGUCUCAAGAAGAGACGGCUCGAGCUCGAUGAUAUUCGAGCUAGCAGAGUGAUUAGGAAGCUGAAACAUUCACAACAUCUCACGAAUUACCCGUCUUUUGCUACUCUAGGAGGUGAUUCUAGUAACCAAGAUCAGGUGAUUCUUAAGAAUUACUUGGAUGCUCAAUACUACGGAGUUAUUGGAAUCGGAACACCUUCCCAAGAAUUCGAAGUUAUAUUCGAUACUGGAAGUUCUAACCUCUGGCUGGCUUGUUAUCUCCAUCCCAAGUACAAGUCUACCAAAUCCAAAACAUACAUCAAGAACGGAAAGACGUGUACGAUAACUUAUGGUUCGGGGUCGAUCUCUGGCUUCUUUAGUGAGGACAAUGUGAAAGUUGGUGAUCUUGUAGUUAAGAAUCAGGAGUUUAUUGAAGCUACACGCGAAGGAAGUCUCACUUUCCUCCUAGCAAAGUUCGAUGGACUACUCGGGUUAGGAUUUCAAGAGAUUUCAGUCGGAAAUGCGGUGCCAGUAUGGUACAACAUGGUUGAUCAAGGACUAGUGAGGGAAAAGGUUUUCUCAUUCUGGCUAAACCGUGAUACAGAAGCUGAAGUUGGAGGUGAGAUUGUAUUUGGCGGUGUUGAUCCCGCACACUUCAAAGGCAAACACACUUAUGUUCCUGUCACUAGAAAAGGUUAUUGGCAGUUUAACAUGGGAGAUAUCUUUGUCGGUAACAACUCAACUGGUUUUUGUGAGCAAGGUUGUGAUGCAAUCAUGGACUCAGGAACUUCACUACUUGCUGGACCAACUACUGUGAUCGCGCAAAUUAACCAUGCAAUCGGCGCUGAGGGCAUUGUUAGUGCGGAGUGCAAGGAUGUUGUUUCCCAAUACGGAGAAAUGAUAUGGGAUCUGUUAGUAUCAAAGGUGCUGCCUCGUCAAGUGUGUAAAGAGCUCGGUCUAUGCGUUUUCGGACAAGAGACCAUAAUAAAAACCGUGGGGGACAAAGAAAGAUCAUCAGUUUUAUGUGAAGUUUGUGAGAUGGCUGUUGUGUGGGUUCAAACAAAGCUGAAAGUGAAUGAAACCAAAGAGAAAGUGUUUGAAUACGUGAACCAGCUUUGUGAGAGACUUCCAAGUCCUGCGGGCGAGUCAAUUAUCAACUGCAAUAACAUCAAAAACAUGCCAAAUGUUACAUUCACAAUUGGAGACAACCCCUUCUCUCUCAGCCCUCAACAGUACAUUCUCAAAACUGGAGGAGGAUAUGCUGAAAUGUGCAUAAGUGGGUUUUCCGCUUUCGAUUUGCCUCCACCAACUGGUCCUCUUUGGAUUAUUGGGGAUGUCUUUAUGGGAGCCUACCAUACGGUAUUCGAUUCAGGCAAUCUUCAAAUCGGAAUCGCAGAAGCUACAUAAAUUUAUAUACACCGGUUUAUCUAUGUAUCAUUACCCGCAUAGGUACAUUGUGUGUAUCGAUGACUCCAUGUAAUGUCUCUAUCAGAACUUUCAAGAUAUAGUUCCUAAUGUUAUCAUAAUUUCAUCACUCUUUAAUAAUAUCAUCAAUCUUCC
Molecule: messenger RNA, 1670 nt
Organism: Arabidopsis arenosa
Lineage: Eukaryota; Viridiplantae; Streptophyta; Magnoliopsida; Brassicales; Brassicaceae
Source: the annotation of a GenBank genome assembly